UACUUCUCUCUUUUCAUUUUUUCUUUUGUUUCUGUUCCUCAACUCAAGUGGGUUUUUGUUAGCUCUUCUUUUUAUAUCAAUUUCCAUUAAUGGAAAUUCUUUAGAUAAGGCAGAAUUUUGCAGGUGAAAAAAUUAUCAUCAAGAACUGAUCUUUUAGUGUUUCUUUGAUAACAAAGACAAAAAAAAGUUGUGAGCUUGAUCAUCAUGGCUGUUGCUGAGAAUGCUGACAGCACUGUGACUGUAUUAUCACCAGACUCAAAAGGAACAAACGAUCUUGAAAGAUCAAAACCCAGAAAUGAAUCUGUUGUUGCUGCUGAUGACAGUGUUGAUGAUCAGAGUGUUAUGAGUGAACAGAUUGUGGCAAAAUCUGGUGUUAAUCAUCAGAUGCAAAAGGGUAAACCUAGUAAUGGUUUGAAUGAUAUGAGUGAUUUGGUUGAGAUUUUGUCUAAGUUGAAUCCUAUGGCUCAAGAAUUUGUGCCUCCUUCACUUGUUAACAAUUUGGUUGACAUUUUGGAUAAUGGCUUUGGCUAUACUAACAAUUUUGGAGUUCAGACUAAUCUUGUGAAUGGCAAUGGGAAUAGUAUUAAAAGGAAGAAGAAUAACUUCAAUCAAGGAAGGCGAAGGAUGAACAAUAGGACGAGUUUGGCUCAGCGUGAGGACGUGAUCAAGAGGACUGUUUAUGUUUCUGACAUUGAUCAACAGGUCACUGAAGAGCAGCUUGCAAGUCUCUUUAUUGAGCGUGGACAGGUUGUUGAUUGUCGAAUAUGUGGAGAUCCUAACUCUGUUCUUCGAUUUGCCUUCAUUGAAUUUACGGAUGAAGAUGGGGCCAGAUCUGCUUUAGGUAUGUCCGGUAUGAUGCUUGGUUAUUACCCUUUACGAGUGCUGCCUUCCAAAACUGCAAUUGCACCUGUUAACCCCACAUUUUUGCCAAGGUCCGUAGAUGAACGUGAAAUGUGCGCAAGGACUGUUUACUGUACAAAUAUCGACAAGAAGAUUACUCAGGCUGAUAUCAGGCUCUUCUUUGAGUCUUUUUGUGGAGAGGUUCAACGCUUGAGGCUUCUUGGGGACUAUCAGCAUUCGACUCGCAUUGCUUUCGUUGAGUUUGCAGCGGCUGAAAGUGCAAUUUUAGCACUCAAUUGCAGUGGUGCGAUUCUGGGAUCCUUGCCAAUCAGGGUGAGCCCAUCAAAGACACCGGUUAGGCCUCGUAUUCCCCGCUCUCCAAUGAUCUGAGUCAAGCUUAACACCUCCCUGGACUAAUCAACUGCUGGUAGAUAUAUUUAUAAAUUUAUACAUAUAGAUACUGAAAUAUUUUGAAGGUACUUGUGGCGUUUGUCUAUGUUUUUGUCGUUGCAUCACAGCGCAGCCCGGUAUCUUUGUUCUUGUUGCUAUAGGGGGUGGUUGUUUUCUGGUUGUUCUUAGAGUUGGAUGGGAUUCAAAUCGAGAACAGAAUCUGAACAAAGAUUAAAGAGAUUUAAUUUAGAAAGGAAAUGCUUUUUAUUUGGAAAAAGAAGAGUAAAAGAGCAUAAAUUCAUCA
Molecule: messenger RNA, 1534 nt
Organism: Mercurialis annua (annual mercury)
Lineage: Eukaryota; Viridiplantae; Streptophyta; Magnoliopsida; Malpighiales; Euphorbiaceae
Product: polyadenylate-binding protein-interacting protein 11-like
Exons: 11
Coding region: 205-1230 (341 amino acids)
Molecular function (GO): RNA binding
Source: RefSeq, a predicted model, not a curated record